This is a messenger RNA of Penicillium soppii, 618 nucleotides long. RefSeq names its product ATG16 family protein. Gene Ontology annotation, biological process: autophagosome assembly. NCBI's taxonomy places the organism in Eukaryota, Fungi, Ascomycota, Eurotiomycetes, Eurotiales, Aspergillaceae. Gene Ontology annotation, cellular component: autophagosome membrane. The record is from RefSeq and is a predicted model, not a curated record. The transcript is spliced from 3 exons. Bases 1 to 618 code for a protein of 205 amino acids.
AUGGCCCACUGGAGGGAUGAGUACUUGGCUGCCUUGACAGUCCGAGAUCAACGAGAGAAGGCGAAUGUCACUCUCUACGAUGCCUAUGCUCAGCUUGCAGAUCGCACCAGCAGACUAGCAACUACAGCAACCGCCAGUCCAGCGCCAACACAUAUUGCAUCUCAGCCGGGUAUUCCAUCUCCCUUGGUGACUCCAUCUAAAAAGCAACGAGGGAGCGAGUCGGGUCUUACUCCAACAGAUCUUCUCAAUGCCACUCGUGCAGAGUUAUCCGAGGCGCAGCGCUCACGCUCACAAUUACAGGAUCAACUCAGCCAUGUGACUACAGAGGUGGAAACUCUUCGAAAGAAGAGCACGCAAGAAGCUCGACGGAUCCACAUUUUGGAAAGCGAGAGGGCGCAGCUAUACUUGCGACUGAAAGACAGAGAUGCAGAGCUGAAAGGGAAGGCCAAAUUGCUGGAGGAUCUCCAAGAUGAAAUGGCGACGCUUAAUCUUCAACUUAACAUGUCCGAAGAGAAGUCCACUCGACUUCAAAAAGAAAACCAAGACCUUGUUGAUCGUUGGAUGGCGAGGAUGGGUCAAGAAGCUGAAGCCAUGAACAAUGCUUCCAAAUUUUCCUAG